Dendronephthya gigantea is the source of this 1734-nucleotide messenger RNA. Its product is annotated as E3 ubiquitin-protein ligase DZIP3-like. The record is from RefSeq and is a predicted model, not a curated record. The transcript has a single exon. The coding region runs from base 1 to 1734 and encodes 577 amino acids. NCBI's taxonomy places the organism in Eukaryota, Metazoa, Cnidaria, Anthozoa, Malacalcyonacea, Nephtheidae.
AUGCCUCCGGAUACAGAUAGAUCAGAGCAAGCGAAUAUCACAAGAAUCAAGUGUUACAGAAAUGAAGUUAUCGCACAUGUAACAACAACUCGAGUUGACAAUUCAACAUUUGAGUCUUUAUGGAAGAAAAUUGCGCAGGCGAUAGUAGAAUUGGGCGUUUCACAGAGUGAUGUCGACGAUUUAAAAAAAUGUCCUCUUGGGCCUGAAGAAGAAGUGUAUGUGCAAAAGCUUAAAGAUUGGAAACUGCACGAAGAUGAAUGUAUUAAAAUGCUUGCAACAAUGACACAAAUCGUUGAAGAAACCCGCGAUGGAGUAAAUUUACUAUGCCAGUCUUUGUUGAAGAAAAGUGAGAAUGAAACCCCGCAAACUUCCCUCAAGCGCACGCUAUCAAUACCCGAGGAUGCCAAUCCUGAAAAAAAUUCCUGCAAGGAGAGUGGUGAAGAUGUGUUACGCAAACUUGCCAAACAUAAUUUCAAGAAUAAAAUUCAAAAAAAAGUGAAACUUUUCCUACCUGGAACGAGAGAGUGGUUGUUAAGGGAAGUUGACGAAUGGUUUUGUAGCAUUGAUAGUGAUUCGAGAAUAAAGUUAAUAACAGCUGGACCAGGAUUUGGUAAAAGCGUUUUUGCCGCUAAAAUCUGCGAAGAUUUUGAGAAGAAUGGAAAGCUGGCUGCUUGUCACUUUUGUGAUUUCAGCAAUUCAAACCUAAGAGAUCCUAUGGUGAUGUUGGAGUCUCUCGCAAGUCAGAUGUGCAAGAGCCUCCCUAGUUUUAAAGAGCAGCUCCUUGAUCAGUUAGGACGACGUCAUCAAGUCCAAAACCUGAGAGAUGCAUUUCUAAUAUAUUUGCAAAAUCCUUUAGAUGAAUUGGAAAUAAAAGAGCCACGUUUAGUCGUGAUCGAUGGCUUGGAUGAAAGUGCUGCUGAUAAUAAGAAUGAAAUCGCGCAUUUGAUUGCUGAAUAUUUUCCUGAGCUUCCCGAGUGCAUCAAAAUCUUGGUGACGAGCAGGCCAGAGAUUUCCGUUGCUGAUCUAAGACUAAGAGACGAUCAAAAGACAGACAUUUCCAAUGUUCAUGACGACAAUAAUUUAGAUCUUGAACUUUAUUUUAAACAAUGUUUUCCAAGUUUAGUCGGCAGGGAAGUGGAUAAAAGGGAGUUGAGCGAUGAUUUCUAUAAGGAUAAUCUAUAUUUUUACCGCGUUCGGCGAAAUGGAAUUAUUAUUUUACUUUCCAUUUUUGUUGCCAAAUGCCAGGGCUCAUUUCUCUAUGCAUAUCACUUUGAAUCUGGGCUAAAGAAACGCUAUGAUCUUAAGAAGAUAACAGAUAAUGACGUCAUGGAGUUUCUCCCAGAAGGUCUGCAUUCUGUUUACGAACGAUAUUGUAAACGCCUUGAAGACGAGCUUAACGCCAUAAAACACGAAAAAUUCGAUGUUUUGAAAAUUUUAGAAAUGCUGGCUGCUUCCGAAGAAGAUGUUCCCCUCACUUUCGUCGCUCAGGUUUUUGGUUUAACUCCAGAUUGUCGCGAAACGAAAGACAUCAUCAACAAAAUUAAUGAAACCAUAUCGUGCUUGUUGUACGUUUCAGAUGACAUGUUAACCGCUUUUCACAAAUCCUUUAUUGAUUGGCUUCUAGCAAAGGGCUACAAAGAUCACCAGUAUACUGUCAAGGUCGAUGAUGGACAUAGAUCGCUUUGGCUUUUAUGCGAAAAGGUUUUUAAAGGUAUGGUGGAAAGUGUUCGCUAA